Molecule: messenger RNA, 3108 nt
Organism: Budorcas taxicolor (takin)
Lineage: Eukaryota; Metazoa; Chordata; Mammalia; Artiodactyla; Bovidae
Gene: TMPRSS15
Product: transmembrane serine protease 15
Exons: 26
Coding region: 1-3108 (1035 amino acids)
Biological process (GO): proteolysis
Cellular component (GO): membrane
Molecular function (GO): protein binding; serine-type endopeptidase activity
Source: RefSeq, a predicted model, not a curated record
AUGGGGUCAAAGCGAAGUGUACCAUCAAGGCGCCAUUCUCUCACCACCUAUGAAGUCAUGUUUGCAGUUCUCUUUGUCAUAUUGGUGGCACUCUGUGCUGGAUUAAUUGCAGUGUCCUGGCUGUCAAUCCAAGAAUCAGAAAAAGAUGCAGCAUUUGGAAAAAGUCAUGAAGCCAGAGGGACAUUGAAAAUAAUAUCUGGAGCUACUUAUAAUUCUCAUUUGCAAGACAAACUCUCAGUGGACUUCAAAGUUCUUGCUUUUGACAUUCAACAAAUGAUAGAUGAUAUCUUUCAAUCAAGUAAUCUGAAAAAUGAAUAUAAAAACUCAAGAGUUUUACGAUUUGAAAAUGGCAGCAUUAUAGUCAUAUUUGACCUUCUCUUUGUCCAGUGGGUAUCAGAUAAAAAUGUAAAAGAAGAACUGAUUCAAGGCAUUGAAGCAAAUAAAUCCAGCCAACUGGUCACUUUUCACAUUGACUUGAACAGCAUUGAUAUCACAGCCCCUUUGGAGAAUUUCUCUACGAUAAGUCCUGCAACAACGUCAGAAAAGCUAACAACCAGCAUUCCUCUGGCAACCCCAGGAAAUGUCUCAAUAGAGUGCCCACCUGAUUCAAGGCUGUGUGGUGAUGCUCUAAAGUGCAUAGCAAUUGAUUUAUUUUGUGAUGGAGAAUUAAACUGUCCAGAUGGCUCUGAUGAAGACAAUAAAACUUGUGCCACAGCUUGUGAUGGAAGAUUUUUGUUGACUGGAACUUCUGGAUCCUUUGAGGCUCUACAUUAUCCCAAGCCUUCUAAUAAUACAAACGCUGUUUGUCGGUGGAUUAUACGUGUAAACCAAGGACUUUCCAUUCAACUGAACUUUGAUUAUUUUAAUACAUAUUAUGCAGAUGUAUUAAAUAUUUAUGAAGGAAUGGGUUCAAGCAAGAUUUUAAGAGCUUCUCUCUGGUCAAAUAAUCCUGGCAUAAUUCGGAUUUUUUCCAAUCAAGUUACUGCCACUUUUCUUAUACAAUCUGACGAAAGUGAUUAUAUUGGUUUCAAAGUAACAUACACUACAUUUAACAGCAAAGAGCUUAAUAAUUAUGAGAAAAUCAACUGUAAUUUUGAAGAUGGCUUCUGUUUCUGGAUCCAGGAUCUAAAUGAUGACAACGAGUGGGAAAGGACUCAGGGAAGCACCUUUCCUCCGUCUACUGGACCAACUUUUGAUCACACUUUUGGCAAUGAGUCAGGAUUUUACAUUUCCACCCCAACUGGACCAGGAGGAAGACGAGAAAGAGUAGGACUUCUAUCUCUCCCUUUAGAUCCCACUCGCGAACAAGCCUGCCUUAGUUUCUGGUAUUAUAUGUAUGGUGAAAAUGUUUACAAACUAAGCGUUAAUAUCAGCAGUGACCAAAACACAGAGAAGACAAUUUUCCAAAAAGAAGGAAAUUAUGGACAAAAUUGGAACUAUGGACAAGUAACAUUAAAUGAAACAGUGGAAUUUAAGGUUGCUUUCUAUGGGUUUAAAAACCAGUUCCUGAGUGAUAUAGCAUUGGAUGACAUUAGCCUAACAUAUGGGAUUUGCAAUGUGAGUGUCUAUCCAGAACCAACGUUAGUUCCAACUCUUCCGCCAGAACUUCCCACGGACUGUGGAGGGCCUCAUGAACUGUGGGAGCCAAAUACAACAUUCACGUCUAUAAACUUCCCAAACAACUACGCUAAUCAGGCUUUCUGUGUUUGGAAUUUAAAUGCACAAAAGGGAAAAAAUAUUCAGCUUCACUUUCAAGAAUUUGACCUGGAAAAUAUUGCAGAUGUAGUUGAAAUCAGAGAUGGUGCAGGAGAUGAUUCCUUGUUCUUAGCUGUGUACACAGGCCCUGGUCCAGUAAAGGAUGUGUUCUCAACCACGAACCGAAUGACUGUGCUUUUUAUCACUGAUGAUAUGUUGGUAAAACGGGGAUUUAAAGCAAAUUUCACUACUGGCUAUGGCUUGGGGAUUCCAGAACCCUGCAAGGAAGACAAUUUUCAGUGUAAGAAUGGGGAAUGUAUUCCACUGGUGAAUCUCUGUGAUGGUUUUCCACACUGUAAGGAUGGCUCAGAUGAAGCACCCUGUGUGCGUCUCUUCAAUGGCACGACAGACCGCAGUGGUUUGGUGCAGUUCAGGAUCCAAAGCAUAUGGCAUGUAGCCUGUGCUGAGAACUGGACAACCCAGAUCUCAGAUGAUGUGUGUCAGCUGCUGGGACUAGGGACUGGAAACUCAUCCAUGCCAACAUUUUCUACUGGAGGUGGACCAUUUGUAAAAUUAAACACAGCACCUAAUGGCAGCUUAAUACUAACGCCAAGCCAACAGUGCUUAGAGGAUUCACUGAUUCUGCUACAAUGUAACUAUAAAUCAUGUGGGAAAAAACUGGUGACUGGAGAAGUUAGCCCGAAGAUUGUUGGAGGAAAUGACUCCAGAGAAGGAGCCUGGCCUUGGGUCGUUGCUCUGUAUUUCAAUGAUCAACAAGUCUGUGGAGCUUCUCUGGUGAGCAGGGACUGGCUGGUGUCAGCCGCCCACUGCGUGUAUGGGAGAAAUUUAGAGCCGUCAAAGUGGACAGCAGUGCUAGGCCUGUAUAUGGCAUCAAAUCUGACUUCUCCUCAGAUAGAAACUAGGUUGAUUGACCAAAUUGUCAUCAACCCACACUACAAUAAACGGAGAAAGGACAAUGACAUCGCCAUGAUGCAUCUUGAAUUGAAAGUGAAUUACACAGAUUAUAUACAGCCUAUUUGUUUACCAGAAGAAAAUCAAGUUUUUUCCCCAGGAAGAAUUUGUUCUAUUGCUGGCUGGGGGACACUUGCAUAUCAAGGUUCUACUGCAGACGUACUGCAAGAAGCUGACGUUCCCCUUCUAUCAAAUGAGAAAUGUCAGCAACAGAUGCCAGAAUAUAACAUUACGGAAAAUAUGGUGUGUGCAGGCUACGAAGCAGGAGGGGUAGAUUCUUGUCAGGGGGAUUCAGGCGGACCACUCAUGUGCCAAGAAAACAACAGAUGGCUCCUGGCUGGCGUGACGUCAUUUGGAUACCAGUGUGCACUGCCUAAUCGCCCAGGAGUGUACGCCCGGGUCCCAAGGUUCACAGAGUGGAUACAAAGUUUUCUACAUUAA